Molecule: messenger RNA, 1029 nt
Organism: Papilio xuthus (Asian swallowtail)
Lineage: Eukaryota; Metazoa; Arthropoda; Insecta; Lepidoptera; Papilionidae
Product: copper homeostasis protein cutC homolog
Exons: 3
Coding region: 186-995 (269 amino acids)
Molecular function (GO): copper ion binding
Source: RefSeq, a predicted model, not a curated record
UUGUCAAGUGUGUUUGUUUUCAUUUCAAAUUCAGCCAAAUUCAGCAAUAGAUCUUAAAACUAUUGUGAUAAACAACAUAAGCCUCGUAUAAUCCAUUAAACCACGAUAGAGUAUACACAUUUCUUUACAAGGCAUUUUAAGGCUAAACAGUAAACUCUCAUAAUACCUACAAUACUUUCCAAAUCAUGUUGGAAGUCUGUAUUGAUAGUUUGGAAUCAGCUAUAAAUGCAGUUCACGGCGGAGCUGAUGAGUUGGAAGUCUGCAGUUCAUUACCAGAAGGUGGUUUGACACCAUCCCCAGGACUUGUAAAGGAAAUAUUAAAAAUGAUGGAUAUUUCCUUUAAUAAGCCAAUUUAUAAAAGUUGCACAGAAUUUUGUUGCAAAAACAUUAAGAGACCUAAAAUAAACAUAAUGAUAAGAUGUAGAGGAGGUUCAGACUUUUGUUAUACAUCAGAAGAAAUAGAUACAAUGCUUUCAGAUAUUGAAUAUUAUAAAACUUUAAAUAUAGAUAGAUUUGUCUUUGGUGCAUUAAAGGCAUUAGAGAUUGAUGAGGAAUAUUGUCAAAAAGUUAUUAAUGCAGCAAAUCCAAUACCUGUGACAUUCCAUAGAGCUUUUGAUAUAUGUUUGAAUCCUAAUAUUGCUAUAGAAAAGAUAAUUAAGUUAGGUUUUACAAGAUUAUUAACAAGUGGUCAAGAAAUAUCCGCUGAUGACCCUAAAGCUAUUAAUCUGUUACAAAAACUUUUAUGUAUAAAUAAAUGUAGGAUAGAAAUAAUGCCAGGGGCUGGUGUAAAUGCAGAUAAUGUGAAAGAUUUCAUUAAAAUUGGUUGUAAAAUUGUACAUAGUUCAUGUAAACGGUCUAAAGAAAUAAAUAUUGGCAAUAAUUUGUCUAUGGGCACAGCUACUACUCAAUAUAUUUAUUAUACAGAUAAAAAUAUUGUUAGAAGAACUAAAGAGGUUUUAUGUAGAACUGUAAAUGAGAAUGCAAAGGAUAGCUGAAUUCAAGGCUUAAAUAUUAUUCAUUUUAAUAAAU